Monosiga brevicollis MX1 is the source of this 1713-nucleotide messenger RNA. RefSeq lists its product as uncharacterized. Gene Ontology annotation, biological process: transmembrane transport. The transcript has 10 exons. Gene Ontology annotation, molecular function: ATP hydrolysis activity; ABC-type transporter activity; ATP binding. The record is from RefSeq and is a predicted model, not a curated record. NCBI's taxonomy places the organism in Eukaryota, Choanoflagellata, Craspedida, Salpingoecidae. Gene Ontology annotation, cellular component: plasma membrane. Bases 1 to 1713 code for a protein of 570 amino acids.
AUGGCGAGCUUGUUGGAUCGCAGUACCAGCAGCAGCAUGGGUCAUGGUGAUUAUCAAGGCAGCCUGGCGCUGGAGGCCCGUGGUGUGUUUCGAGGCUAUGGCCCGCUGAACCGCCGGACCCGCAUCGUCCAUGACUUUGACAUGCGUGUCCCGCGCGGCUUGUAUGGAAUGGCUGAUGCCGGCAUUGAGAGUCGCCUGCGCGAGCUGCUACAGCUGUUGGACAUGAGCCCCUUUGUGGACCGCCUCGUCGGAACUCUGAGUGGUGGACAGCAGCGCCGAGUGUCUUUUAUGGUAGCGCUCAUCCACCAGCCUCCACUUCUGAUUCUGAAAAGCAGAAACAACGGAACCUUAGCAACAACCCCAGCUUCAACUUGUACAGGCUGUCACAGGCCUCUGGAUAAAGGCGCGCAUGCAUUCUCAAAACUUGCUUUGGAUGAACAGGCUGACAUGGUGGGCAUGAUGCGAGAUGGCCGACUAUUGGCGGAGGCGCCACCACGUCAACUCAUGAAUCAGUACGGAAUGGAUACCCUUGAGGAGGUCUUUCUUGAUCUGAGCCGCCAAGAUUCCCACAAGCGUGCCAGCAUGCUCAACAACAGCGGUAUCGUCAAGCACAACGUCAAUGCCCACAAGAAAGAGCUCGUGUUCAACUCGUCCACUGUCGAUGUGGAGUCUGAACCCUUGAUCGGCACUUCCCUUGCUGGCGGCCGCAACUAUGGUGUUCUAGUUUUCGAGUUUGUUUUGCCCGCUAUCCAGAUUAUUCUCUUUUGCUUGGCCAUUGGACGCGACCCCACUGGCCUCAACGUGGCCAUCAUCAACGAGGACGUGGGCGCCAAUCUGACCGACUCGCACGUCUCCUACUCGACCCAAUUUCUGUCCCAUCUUGAUCACAAGACCUUCAAUCAAGUGACGUGCACGUCGGUGGAUGAGGCUUUGCAUAAGGUUGAACGAGGCGAGGCAUGGGCCAUGUAUCACUUUGGGGUCAACUACACCCAGGAUGUGCUUGAACGUGUUGCCAACAUUUUCACCGCCGAUGAAGCCCUCAUCAACGCGAGCCAGAUUCACAUUGCCAUGGACAACACCAACGAACAAAUCAGCGUUGUGCUGGUGGAGAAGACCAUGGAGGCCUAUGAAGCGUGCGUGUUUGCGCCCUGUAUUACGGCACACUCGCUGCGACUGACACGCAGUUCUUGGCACACCUCGGUGCACUCCAAACCUUCUGACGGUGUACGACUGGUUUCGAUUACAUUUGCACAAGCAAUUGGCCUGACAGCGCUGGCCUUUGUGAUGGAUCGCAAGGACGGCAUGACGGAUCGCGCCUGGGUGGCUGGCGUGGUGCCCAGCGAGAUUAUUCUGGCCCACGUGGGCACGCAGAUGCUGGUGCUUGUGGGACAGUUGAUUCUGGUCCUGAUCUUCACGCUCCUGGUUUUUAAGCUCCCGCUUCAUGGCUCGCUGCUGCUGGUCAUCCUUCUCCUUCUUCUUCUGGGCACCUCGGGCAUGACAUGCAUUUUGUGGCCGUUGGAGUCCAUUCCGAUUGGCUUGAGCUGGGUGGCGUACGCCAUGCCGACCACCUGGGCCAGUACGGCGAUGCGUUCGCUCAUGCUACGUGGCUGGGGACUCGCGUAUCAGGAUGUCUGGUUGGGUUUUGUGGUGGUCCUGGCCUGGAUUCUGGUCUUGAUCUUUGCAGCCAUCGCUGGCAUCCGCAGCAUUGAUUAG